CUUUGCGCGAAAUUCACAUCAAGGACGAUGUCACUGUUCGAGUCUUAUGAGAAACAGUAUGGGAAUCUGACUAGCGACAUAACAUUCAAGCUAGGAAAAAUCCCCCAGUUAAGUGGUGGUGAAAGGGCGAAAGAAGUACAUGAUGUGUCAAUACUUUUUGACGAGACAAAGGAGUUAAUUGAACAGAUGUCUCUGGAAAUUCAGGAAAUGCGAUCUGACAUCCGUCCCAAAUUUCAAAAUAGGCUUGAGUGUUACCGAAAAGAAUUAGGAAAACUCACGACAGAAUUCCGGCGACCGCGGUAUGCCGUUCGGCGCCCUGACCAUAAGGAUUCAUGCGGUUCCGAUGAUAAGGACAAUUUACACGAAGAGGUUUUGUUUGAUACAGACAUGAGAGCUCAACUUCUGAGCAACACUGAACGAAUAUCUCGGACUACUACCAAAUUGGAAGAUGGUGUGCGAGUUGCUUUGGAAACAGAAGAAGUAGGUGGUCAUAUACUACAAGACUUAAGCGAGCAACGAGAAAAACUUCAAAAAAGUAGAGACAGGCUUCGUCAGGCAGAUUCUGAUCUGAAAAAGAGCUCUCGAAUACUUUCAGUAAUGACUCGCAGAAUUCUUCAAAACAAGUUCCUUCUGAUCACUGUGAUAUUUCUGAUUGUGUUAAUAUUUUUCUUAACCAUAUAUCUGGUCACCCGUCGUGCGACAACACACGCGAACUCGUCUUCUGCUACAAUAAACUCAUCUCACCCAUGAUAUGUAGUUAUGUGUUUAUGUUUCUGUAGGUGGUUCUUUUUACACCUAAGCAGACAAAGUGGUUUUUAUUUAUUCAUAACUAUCUCAUUUUGUACUCCGGUAUAGCGUAUCUCAUCACAGUACCUAUUCUUUUUUGAAAAGUUUAAUUACAAUAAGUUGUACUUCCGAACAAGAAUCAUCAAUUUGCUGUUCAUCAUUACUUUUUAUUUGGUUUCUUCUGUUUUAUACCUUAUUUCUUUGACGGUUAGUUUGCUAAUAUCAUUAAAAAAUGUCAUAAAGGUAUAUAUAAGUGCUGUAUUUUUAAUAUACUAUAGUGACAAGUGUGCAU
Messenger RNA from Schistosoma intercalatum, 1078 nucleotides. NCBI's taxonomy places the organism in Eukaryota, Metazoa, Platyhelminthes, Trematoda, Strigeidida, Schistosomatidae. The record is from the annotation of a GenBank genome assembly.